AAUUUUCUUAUGUUACGUACAUAUGUUUAUAUGUUUUUUAUGUUACACAUUAAAGAUUUCGAAACACUGAUUACUUAUGCGUCUCAUGAACGCGGAGAAAUCGUACAUAAUUGAUGACAACUCUCUUGAUGGACUGCAUAAUUCCUUUUUAGUGAAAGUAGAAAAUGUGCGUAUAUAGAAAAAUUGAAUAUGAUAUGAAUUUGAGCGAAAAAGUGUUCGUAUUUUUAUAGAAUUGAUAAAUCGAUCAAUUCAUCUUAAUUCUGCGAGGAAAAGAAUGAAACUGUAGUGAUCCGUAAUACCUCUGAAGAUGUUCAAAGAAAACGAUAGCAAUUCAGGAGGCUGCAGCGGUGCAGCUCCUCGACCACGAAGAAUAUUACCAAGAUUUUCUUUACGCCGAUUAUUAUAUUCGAGCCCGCUUAUCGGUCGCCGAAUCGUAAGGACCCCUAGUUCCAGCAAUAGGAAUGCAAAAACAAAAGAACCAGCUGGCGGCCGGAAUACGGAUGUUGAAAAAGGUGAAGCCAGAGUAAGUAAUGGUUCGAGCCAUUUUCAAUUUCAGAACAUAGAUCUACAACGUGCUUCCAGCAAAGGCUCUGUACUUUCUUCUGCCGGAAAGAGCAAUGAGAAUGGUUUAAUGGAGUGCCCUUUAUGUCUGGCCGAAUUACCAGUGGAAUUCUUUCCUGUGGUUCAAUCUUGCCAUCACCGCAGUUGUUAUGAUUGCUUUCAACAAUAUCUUAAAGUUGAAAUUUCUGAAUCUAGAGUUAAUAUAGCUUGUCCUGAAUGCUCAGAGCCGUUGCAUCCAAAUGACAUUCGAAUGAUUUUAAACGACCAAACGCAAUUGGAAAAGUAUGAAGAUUUUAUGGUACGAAGGGUUCUCGCUGUAGAACCUGAUGCCAGAUGGUGUCCUGCACCGGAUUGUAGUUUUGCAGUUAUCGCUAGCGGUUGCGCUUCGUGUCCAAAAUUACGUUGCGAGCGGCCAGGAUGUGAUUUUUAUUUUUGUUAUCAUUGUAAAGCACGAUGGCAUCCGAAUCAAACGUGUGAUGCUGCUAGAGCACAACGUACUCAGUACUAUGAACGUAGUUCUUCUCUCAGUUUUAGUCAAAGUGAUUCACAACACAGAGAUGACAUCAAACCAUGUCCAAGCUGUCAGGUUCUUAUAGUUAAAAUGGACGAUGGUAGUUGCAAUCAUAUGAAUUGUUCUGUUUGUGGUGCUGAAUUUUGCUGGUUGUGCAUGAAAGAAAUCACUGAUCUUCACUAUUUAAGCCCUUCUGGUUGCACGUUUUGGGGUAAAAAGCCGUGGUCUAGGAAAAAGAAGAUACUUUGGCAGCUUGGAACUCUAGUUGGAGCUCCUGUUGGAAUUGGUCUUGCUGCUGGUAUAGCUGUACCUGCUAUGAUUAUAGGCAUACCAGUGUGGGUAGGAAAAGAAUUAUAUACAAGGUAUGAAAAAGCCAACAAGCACAAGAGGAAUGCCUUCGUUGUAGGGGGAGUAACUGCAUCCAUUCUGGUAUCGCCGAUAUUAGCUGGAUUAGCCGUGGGUAUCGGUGUACCCAUCCUAUUGUUUUACGUGUACGGGGUGGUCCCCGUUUCCCUUUGUCGAAACGGAGGUUGCGGUGUUUCCACAAACGGCACCGAGGUGCGAGUUGAUUUCGACGACGAGAACGAAUUAAUGGGCUCAUUGGGGGCGCGCAUCGGCGGAGACGCAGCAUCGAUAGACGUUGCGAGCCACCGUGGUGGUAAUCCUUCGAUAGGAGAGGCUUCGCUUUCGUUGGGUAGCGGAAGUCAGUUGGAAAAAUUGGGUGGGGAGAAUGAUCGCGAGAGCGCUAGUAAUGUAGCCCUUGCUGGUACCAGUAUCGCGGGAAGUAUUGUCCUUCCGGGAGGUCGGAGGCUGGAAGUGCAAGCGGAUGUGACGUCCACCCAACGAUUCAGCUUGUGCAGCGAAACUGCAUCUGCUGCGACCAGUUUAUCAGAAAAGUCUGUAAACGCGUCUAUUGCUUUGGACGAUGGCGCAGCUUCGACGAGAGCUUUGGCAGGCUCUGUUCUUAAUUUCAAGAUGGACGGUAGUUCGAUCAGUGGCGGAAGAAGUACAGAAGGGGAACAGGGUACAAGCUCUGUUGCCGGUGGUGGUCACAUGGACUCGGCGGGACAAGCUACGUCUUUGAGCUCGCUCGAAGAGGUGGCGCCUGGUUUAGCAAAACGAGCUCGACGCAAGCCGACGUUAGACCGUCAAUGCAGCGAUUCAAGUAAUUGGACUGUCUGUGGUGAAGACGGAGGUUCUGAACGCGUAAGAUUCGAUGAUCAUGUUAGUUUCAUCGAAGCUGAUCAGGAGGGGGUUGUCAACACGUGUGGGACGAAUAAUCGGAGUACCGGAAGACGUAAGCGCAACAAGGAAACGGAACAAGAAAUGGAAGUUCCAAAGGCUCCGAAAAAUCCUAACGGUGAGUUGAAGGUUGACUCAUCAACGGACGAUAACGUGUCACGGGAACGGGUAAACGUUGCCACUUUGAGAAACGUUUUUUUCCAUAGUUCUACGGUAUCUACCGAUCGCGAAAAGCGAUUAUCGGUAAUAGAAGAACCGUUUCCCGCCGGGACACAGAGUAAUAACGCUCGUUUCUUAACUCCUUCUAAUGACGGAUGCAGCACUAUUAAUGCAGAUGAAGAUCCAAGCUCUUAAAAAAAUAAAGAAAGACUGAGUAUUUAUGUAAUAAUAUACAUGCGUCCUUUAAAUACGAGACAUGUAAAUGCGUAUUUACAUAUGUGUGUAUAUAUGUAUUUAAGUGUACACCGCGUGCGUGCAAAACGCUGAACUUACUGGUAUUUAUAUGCACCAUGUAUAAACAUACUAUGAGGGUAAUAGAGAUACUUUGCAAAGCGAAGUACGUUAAAGUAAAUAGUAUGUAUAUUCAUAUUCCAGGCGCGUGUGUAUAAAUAUGUAAUGUUCAUACGUGUAUAUAUUUAUAUACAUAUACUUAAGGGCCUCAAAUUUGCUAUAAAACAAAAAGUCGCAAUCAGUUGAAUGCGAACAAUUUUAAUUUCGUGCCAAUGGUUUCGUUGAGCAAUGAUGUACAUUGUUAUACGCAAGAGUUACGUUCUCGUAUUAUAAAACGCAAUGUUUAUAAAUGUAAAGUAUUGACUUUAUUUAGAGUUUUUCAAUUUAACGAAUAGGCCAAGUUUCACGGAAAGCUGACAUUUUCACGCCAUAAAAAGAUAGGGUAAUUAUGAAAAACAUUUAAAAGAAUUAUACAUAACUUCAUAAACGCUUUAUAAGGUUGCAUUUUAGAUCAAAUAACUAUUAUCAUUUUCUAUGCAUGAUACACUUGUCAAUUCGUCAAUCAUAUUUCCAAAUGUAUGUACAAGCAUCAUAAGAAUCUUUGUAAAUGAACAUGUUUUUUAAGUGUUGUCCCUCAAUGUACGGAGAUACAUAUACGUAGUACGAUACACGUCGCUAAAGGCAACGAACAUGCCUUGAUACUGAAUGUUAAAAUGUUUUAGAAGAAUUUAACGUUAUUAUAAAAGAAGGUACGAUAGUUCACUACCUUUUAAUAAUAUAUUUAUUUAUUCUUAUUCCCAGUGAUUUAUAUAAAAUAAUUUCAGGUGCUUCGUUAUGCAUGUUGAAAGCUUUCAUUUAUUUUUCUUGCCCGUAUAUUCACUUUUACUACGUAAUCUUACGCAUGAUUCACUAACGGUCACAAUGAAACUUGCUAUAAUUAAAAGGUGUUAACAAUUUUAUGUUUCACGACGUUUCUGGUUAAGUUCAUAAAAACUUACAUCCAUGUACAUAUUUUGUAAAAUUAUGAUCUUAACAUAUAUAUGUUUAAUUCUUUGUAAGUAAUAACUUCGCUAUAUACUUCGAGAAGCUGAUGUCAUACGUCCGAAUGAGAAAAACUUUAUUGAAAAGCUUAUAUGUGUAAAAACAAAAAAAGAAAGAAAGGAACUUUAUAUUAUAAACAAUAAUAAAUGUUCUAGCUAAGUAAGGCAUAUUCUGAAAAUGUGCCUAGGAUAAUUAGUACGUGGUACAAGGUUUAAAAAAUGCAAAUUUAACAUAGUCAGAUUUUUAAGGAUAGGCAAUUUUUACCAAUAUUUUUAUGUAUUUUGACUAAUCAUUUAAAUAUAUAAAUUUUAAAAA
Messenger RNA from Osmia lignaria (orchard mason bee), 4120 nucleotides. NCBI's taxonomy places the organism in Eukaryota, Metazoa, Arthropoda, Insecta, Hymenoptera, Megachilidae. The record is from RefSeq and is a predicted model, not a curated record.